Rhododendron vialii is the source of this 1238-nucleotide messenger RNA. RefSeq names its product peroxidase P7-like. The coding region runs from base 120 to 1091 and encodes 323 amino acids. Gene Ontology annotation, biological process: hydrogen peroxide catabolic process; response to oxidative stress. Gene Ontology annotation, molecular function: heme binding; peroxidase activity. The transcript is spliced from 3 exons. Lineage: Eukaryota; Viridiplantae; Streptophyta; Magnoliopsida; Ericales; Ericaceae. The record is from RefSeq and is a predicted model, not a curated record.
AGCUAAUCUCUCAUCCACAAGAACAAGCUUUAGAGCUCAACUUAUUCACUCGUCUAGAUAAAUAUUUUCGAAGUUUUAGAAGAGCUAAACUUGAUCCAAAUUCUAUUCUAAGCUCAUACAUGGCCACGUUUAGCAACAUGGUUGUUACGAUCUCCGUCAUUUCACUACUACUGCAGCUUGCAUGCCUUGCCAAUGCGCAGCUCUCGCCCGAUUUCUACGCCACAACUUGCCCUAACCUCAGAAGCAUCGUGCGUGUCGCGAUGAGGCAAGCGGUUGAUCGAGAGCUCCGGAUUGGCGCCUCUAUCCUCCGCUUGUUCUUCCAUGAUUGCUUUGUGAAUGGCUGUGAUGCGUCGAUACUGCUGGAUGACACACCGACCUUUACAGGCGAAAAGAAUGCAUUGCCAAACCGAAACUCAGUGAGAGGGUUCGAAGUCAUCGACACCAUUAAAACCCGCGUGGAAGGUGCUUGUGGUAGCACGGUGUCUUGUGCUGAUAUUCUUGCCAUUGCAGCGAGAGAUGGAGUUGUCUUGCUAGGAGGGCCCACAUGGGAAGUUCCUCUCGGCCGGAGAGACGCAACGACCGCCAGCCAAGCCGCCGCGAACACGCAAAUCCCCUCCCCGUUCGCCAACCUCUCCGCCCUCGUCUCCGGCUUCGCUGCCAAAGGCCUGACCGCUCGCGAAAUGACCGCGCUCUCGGGCGGCCACACCAUCGGCUUCGCCCGCUGCGCCACCUUCCGCGCCCGCAUCUACAACGACACCAACAUCAACCCCGACUUCGCCGCCCGCCGGAGAGCCGCCUGCCCCGCCUUCGCCGGCGGUUCCGGAGACGCCAGCCUGGCCCCUCUCGACAUACAGACCCCGAACCGGUUCGGGAACGACUACUACGUGAACUUGGUGAACCGGAGGGGGCUGCUUCACUCGGACCAGGAGUUGUUCAACGGUGGGUCGCCGGAUGCGCUGGUUCGGGCUUACGGCGGGAAUGGGGAUGCCUUUUAUAGGGAUUUUGCCGAUGCGAUGGUGAAAAUGGGGAAUAUUAGUCCUCUAACUGGGAUUAAUGGGCAGAUUAGGAGGAAUUGCAGGGUGGUUAAUUAAUUAAUCAACGUAUUUCUAGGGAGAUUCUGUAUGGGAUUCAUGUUUCAAGUGCUCCUAAACCAAACCAAAACCGAGAUUUAAGUCUCGGGUUUGGCUACAUGAAAUUUUUCUUUUUUUCUUUUUUCUGUCAAAUGUCAGAUGCAUCGU